This is a messenger RNA of Musa acuminata subsp. malaccensis (wild Malaysian banana), 835 nucleotides long. RefSeq lists its product as uncharacterized. The record is from RefSeq and is a predicted model, not a curated record. Gene Ontology annotation, cellular component: plasma membrane. Lineage: Eukaryota; Viridiplantae; Streptophyta; Magnoliopsida; Zingiberales; Musaceae.
GUCUUCCACCCAAACCCACCACGCCAACCAUGCAUGGCGGAAACCAAGCAAACCACUCGCAUCACCAACAGGAACGGCGGGUGCCUCGGGUUCAUCGGCCUUCCGAGUUCCUCACCCGGCCGCAACCGACGCACCCAGCCUUUUGGCUCGUAGGCGCGUGCUGCACGCUGCUGUGGGUCGCUAUCAUCCUCGCCGGCCUCGCCAUCCUCAUCGUGUACCUCGUCGUCAAGCCCAAGGGCCCCCAACUCGAGAUCUCCAGCGCCAACCUCAACGGCGCCAUCCUCGACGGCGGCGGCCUCCUCAACGCCGACCUCUCCGUCCUCGCCAACUUCUCCAACCCCAACCAGAAGGUGGACUUGAGAUUCGGCCAGGUGCAGCUGGACCUGUACUUCCGCAGCGUCCUGAUCGCGACGCAGGGCCUGGGGCCGUUCCGCGAGCGGAGGAGGGAGGCGGUGCUGCGCUACGUCCGCAUGGUGUCGAGCAGUGUGGCGCUGCCGGCCGACGCGGCGGAGGCCUGGCGUGCGGGGGAGACCGGGAACAGGCAUGCAAUGAAGGUGGUGGCCUCGUUCCGGACGCGGUCCGAUAUUGGCGGCUGGUUACACUACACGUUCCGGACCCGGCGCCACUGCAACAUCGUCGUGGGUGCGCCGCCCGCCGGGGUGCUGUUGGCCACCAGCUGCACCUCCAAGCACUGACGAAGGAUGGAGAGCAGUCGACAUCUUCACACGUCAAUGCUACUCUACAAAAUGUUAUAUAACAUUAGCUUUGGUUUCUUUCUUUACCACGGAGCGAAGUCUCAGUACAAAGCUUAAAAUACCACUCUAAAUAACCAAGU